AUGUAUGCGAUCAAAUACAGCAGCUUCCGAGACCAAGGCCGCAGAGGAAUGGCCAACACCCACCGCCUCUGGUCCCCACAACGGGACGACCGCGUCUGUGGUAGUAGCGGCGGUGAUGGUGAUAGCGACCCCCCGGAAUGGCCAGCAUCCAUUGCUUUUCUGCCUAAUGACAACCUUUUCUGGACGCCCAUGGUAAGCAUGGUGGCCAUGGUGGUUGGCAUGGCCCGCUGGGUACACUGGUCUGCCGAUUCCCGCUUGGUGGUGCGCACGGCGACGGCCUCCAACUCUGGCUACGGCCACCAAUGCAUCGAACCAAACUGCCGCGAAAUCCGCCUCCCCCUACCACUAACCAAGCAAUCUGCCGAGCAGCUCCUCCUCACCGACAUAGUCUCUUACGCUGAUGAGCUGCCCAGGUGGGAUUAUGCCGCUGGACAGAGGCUACUGGGACUCACACGGAGACGUGCAGCUGAGGUCAGCUUGUUCAACACAGUUUAA
This is a messenger RNA of Kickxella alabastrina, 495 nucleotides long. RefSeq lists its product as uncharacterized. NCBI's taxonomy places the organism in Eukaryota, Fungi, Kickxellomycota, Kickxellomycetes, Kickxellales, Kickxellaceae. The record is from RefSeq and is a predicted model, not a curated record. The transcript is spliced from 4 exons. Gene Ontology annotation, molecular function: lysozyme activity. Bases 1 to 495 code for a protein of 164 amino acids.